AUUUUAAUUAAAUACAUUGGAUGCUGUGAGGGUAAAACAGCGCCCUCUAUCGCCGCGUCCAGCAGGUUCGCUUCUGCGCCACAGGUGUGUGCAGCAGGUAUCCCGGAAACCACAGCAAACGAAAGCAGACGCAGCGAUGGCUCAGAACAACGUUCAGCAGGAAUUACAGAACCAGUUUACUGAUGUUGUGAGCAGACUAAAGUCUAAGCAGCUCUUUCAGUCGGACUGGGACAUCGCCUCCUUCGCCAUCUUCUUCAUUUUCAUAGGGAUGGUCCUCCUGCUGGUGGUCCUGGUCAUCAUACGCUGCUGCUGCUGUUGCUGCUGUGAUGAGAAGCCCAAACAUCACAAGGUGGGCAUCGACAACAUGGCAAUGGAACCCUGAAGAACAGAAGAGCUCAACUCCUAUCAAUUUAAACCCUGUACUUUAAUCACACAUCUGUUUUCUCUGUUAAAUUUGUGCCAGAUUAAUAAUGAUAAAUGUUUUGAGUGAGUUUCUGUGUGAAGUGAACAGAGGAGAGGGUAAACAAAUGAAAGAGAUCUGAAAGUUAAAUAUUGUUACUGCAAACACCCACCAUUUCCCAGAUCCUCAUAUCAUGUUCCAUGAGUUUAAUCAGCCAAUGUUUUUGACACUGUGAUGGGCACAUAUUUACAAUUUAUUUAGUUUUCUGACUUUUAUUACAUGAAAAUUGUCCUAAAAUGUAAACUAAUUGUAAUGCUAAUUAUUUAUAAUCUACUAAAUGUAACCCUCAGAGACACUUUUCAUUGUGUAAAUACAGUACAGUGAGUUUUUAGGACCCUAAUAUAUGACUGAAAGAGACUGCAAUACAGGAAUGACACAGCAUUAAAAAAAAACAAUGCGUCUGAGGGUAAAAUGUAAUCUUAAAAUAGUAAUGUUUAGAUGCUGUUGAUUUAUUGAUUUUUGUUUGUUUGUAAAUCAUCAAGUGAAGAUUAGCAUAGCACAUAGCACUUUACUCACAACCCUUGUAAGCACUAUAAAAUAUUUCUUAUAUUCUUCACAUUUUCUAUUGCUUCAUAUGAAUGAUUGAUAUGAAUGAAAUAUUUCACUGAUGCAAAAUGAAUUUGUACAGUUCAGACAAUUUAUUGCACAGAUACAGUCAACACACACUUCAGCUCUGAUUUACACAUUUGUUCAAUAUUGGAAUUAACAGGAAAAUGAACAAACAGAGGCUCACUGAGACCAACAGCAAGUGCAUUCAGCAUCACAAUAAAUAAAGCAUACAAAUAAAUUAACAAACAAUACCUGUCAGACAGUAAUGUGUAUUAGAACAUGUGUAUCAUACUAAAUAAUGAUGAUAAAUAAACUAAUCUAACAUUA
Molecule: messenger RNA, 1336 nt
Organism: Astyanax mexicanus (Mexican tetra)
Lineage: Eukaryota; Metazoa; Chordata; Actinopteri; Characiformes; Acestrorhamphidae
Gene: smim22
Product: small integral membrane protein 22
Exons: 4
Coding region: 137-382 (81 amino acids)
Biological process (GO): regulation of cell population proliferation
Source: RefSeq, a predicted model, not a curated record